Messenger RNA from Closterium sp. Naga37s-1, 12366 nucleotides. NCBI's taxonomy places the organism in Eukaryota, Viridiplantae, Streptophyta, Zygnematophyceae, Desmidiales, Closteriaceae. The record is from the annotation of a GenBank genome assembly.
AUGGAGCGCAGAAGGAGGGCGCUGACAGGGGGGGAAAUGGCGUCAGUGGCAGCUGCAGAGGAGGGGAGUGCUGUUGAUGCUAUUGCGGCGCCUCGCCCUCACAGCCCCCCAGAGCAGCGGCGCCUCGCCCUCACAUCACCUAAGAGCAGCGGCGCCUCUCUCUCACAGCCCCCCAGAGAGCAGCGGCGCCUCUCCCUCACAGCCCCCCAGAGCAGCGGCGCCUCCUCCUCACAGCCCCCCAGAGAAGCGGCGCCUCCUCCUCACAUCCCCCCAGAGCAGCGGCGCCUCUCCCUCACAACCCCCCAGAGCAGCGGCGCCUCUCCCUCACAACCCCCCAGAGCAGCGGCGCCUCCUCCUCACAACCCCCCAGAGCAGCGGCGCCUUUUCCUAACAGCCCCCCAGAGCACCAGCGCCUCUCCCUCACAGCCCCCCAGAGCAGCGGCGCCUCUCCCUCACUCACAGCCCCCCAGAGCACCAGCGCCUCUCCCUCACAGCCCCCCAGAGCAGCGGCGCCUCUCCCUCACAGCCCCCCAGAGCAGCGGCGUCUCCUCCUCACAACCCCCCAGAGCAGCGGCGUCUCCUCCUCACAACCCCCCAAAGCAGGGGCGCCUCCUCCUCACAGCCCCCCAGAGCAGGGGCGCCUCUCUCUCACAGCCCCCCAGAGCAGCGGCGCCUCCUCCUCACAGCCCCCCAGAGCAGCGGCGCCUCGCCCUCACAUCACCUCAGAGCAGCGGCGCCUCUCCCUCACAGCCCCUCAGAGCAGCGGCGUCUCUCCCUCACAGGCCCCCAGAGCAGCGGCGCCUCGCCCUCACAGCCCCCCAGAGCAGCGGCGCCUCGCCCUCACAGCCCCCCAGAGCAGCGGCGCCCCGCCCUCACAACCCCCCCACCUCUCUGCGCCUGCGAAGGAAGCACUCAAGGAGCACCACCAGUGUGUGGCGACUUACAGAGUGGGGCGUUCCGUCAGCGGCGCCACUCUCUCAUAGCCCCCCAGAGCAUCGGCGCCUCCUCCUCACAGCCCCCCAGAGCAGGGGCGCCUCCUCCUCACAGCCCCCCAGAGCAGCGGCGCCUCCUCCUCACAGCCCCCCAGAGCAGCGGCGCCUCCUCCUCACAGCCCCCAAGAGCAGCGGCGCCUCCUCCUCACAGCCCCCCAGAGCAGCGGCGCCUCCUCCUCACAGCCCCCCAGAGCAGCGGCGCCUCCUCCUCACAGCCCCCCAGAGCAGCGGCGCCUCCUCCUCACAGCCCCCCAGAGCAGCGGCGCCUCUCUCUCACAACCCCCCAGAGCAGUGGCGCCUCCUCCUCACAACCCCCCAGAGCAGCGGCGCCUCCUCCUCACAGCCCCCCAGAGCAGCGGCGCGUCUCCCUCACAGCCCCCCAGAGCAGCGGCGCCUCCUCCUCACAACCCCCCAGAGCAGCGGCGCCUCCUCCUCACAGCCCCCCAGAGCAGGGGCGCCUCUCUUUCACAGCCCCCCAGAGAGCAGCGGCGCCUCCUCCUCACAGCCCCCCAGAGCAGCGGUGCCUCCUCCUCACAACCCCCCAGAGCAGCGGCGCCUCCUCCUCACAACCCCCAAGAGCAUCGGCGCCUCCUCCUCACAGCCCCCCAGAGCAGCGGCGCCUCCUCCUCACAGCCCCCCAGAGCAGCGGCGCCUCUCCCUCACAGCCCCCCGGAGCAGCGGCGCCUCUCCCUCACAGCCCCCCAGAGCAGCGGCACCUCCUCCUCACAAACCCCCCAGAGCAGCGGCGCCUCCUCCUCACAAACCCCCCAGAGCAGCGGCGCCUCCUCCUCACAACCCCCCAGAGCAGCGGCGCCUCUCUCUCACAGCCCCCCAGGGCAGCGGCGCCUCUCCCUCACAGCCCCCCAGAGCAGCGGCGCCUCCUCCUCACAGCCCCCCAGAGCAGCGGCGCCUCCUCCUCACAACCCCCCAGAGCAGCGGCGCCUCCUCCUCACAGCCCCCCAGAGCAGCGGCGCCUCUCUCUCACAGCCCCCCAGAGCAGCGGCGCCUCCUCCUCACAGCCCCCCAGAGCAGCGGCGCCUCCUCCUCACAGCCCCCCAGAGCAGCGGCGCCUCUCUCUCACAGCCCCCCAGAGCAGCGGCGCCUCCUCCUCACAGCCCCCCAGAGCAGCGGCGCCUCCUCCUCACAGCCCCCCAGAGCAGCGGCGCCUCCUCCUCACAGCCCCACAGAGCAGCGGCGCCUCCUCCUCACUGCCCCCCAGAGCAGCGGCGCCUCUCCCUCACAGCCUUCCAGAGCAGCGGCGCCUCCUCCUCACAGCCCCCCAGAGCAGCGGCGCCUCCUCCUCACAGCCCCCCAGAGCAGCGGCGCCUCUCCCUCACAGCCCCCCAGAGCAGCGGCGCCUCCUCCUCGCAGCCCCCCAGAGCAGCGGCGCCUCUCCCUCACAACCCCCCAGAGCAGCGGCGCCUCCUCCUCACAGCCCCCCAGAGCAGGGGCGCCUCUCUUUCACAGCCCCCCAGAGAGCAGCGGCGCCUCCUCCUCACAGCCCCCCAGAGCAGCGGUGCCUCCUCCUCACAACCCCCCAGAGCAGCGGCGCCUCCUCCUCACAACCCCCAAGAGCAGCGGCGCCUCCUCCUCACAGCCCCCCAGAGCAGCGGCGCCUCUCUCUCACAGCCCCCCAGAGCAGCGGCGCCGCUCCCUCAUAGCCCCCCAGAGCAGCGGCGCCUCCUCCUCACAGCCCCCCAGAGCAGCGGCGCCGCUCCCUCACAGCCCCCCAGAGCAGCGGCGCCUCCUCCUCACAGCCCCCCAGAGCAGCGGCGCCUCCUCCUCACAGCCCCCCAGAGCAGCGGCGCCUCCUCCUCACAACCCCCCAGAGCAGCGGCGCCUCCUCCUCACAGCCCCCCAGAGCAGCGGCGCCUCCUCCUCACAGCCCCCCAGAGCAGCGGCGCCGCUCCCUCACAGCCCCCCAGAGCAGCGGCGCCUCUCCCUCACAGCCCCCCAGAGCAGCGGCGCCUCCUCCUCACAGCCCCGCAGAGCAGCGGCGCCUCCUCCUCACAGCCCCCCAGAGCAGCGGCGCCUCCUCCUCACAGCCCCCCAGAGCAGCGGCGCCUCCUCCUCACAGCCCCCCAGAGCAGCGGCGCCGCUCCCUCACAGCCCCCCAGAGCAGCGGCGCCUCCUCCUCACAGCCCCCCAGAGCAGCGGCGCCGCUCCCUCACAGCCCCCCAGAGCAGCGGCGCCUCCUCCUCACAGCCCCCCAGAGCAGCGGCGCCGCUCCCUCACAGCCCCCCAGAGCAGCGGCGCCUCCUCCUCACAGCCCCCCAGAGCAGCGGCGCCUCCUCCUCACAGCCCCCCAGAGCAGCGGCGCCUCCUCCUCACAACCCCCCAGAGCAGCGGCGCCUCCUCCUCACAGCCCCCCAGAGCAGCGGCGCCUCCUCCUCACAGCCCCCCAGAGCAGCGGCGCCGCUCCCUCACAGCCCCCCAGAGCAGCGGCGCCUCUCCCUCACAGCCCCCCAGAGCAGCGGCGCCUCCUCCUCACAGCCCCCCAGAGCAGCGGCGCCUCCUCCUCACAGCCCCCCAGAGCAGCGGCGCCUCCUCCUCACAGCCCCCCAGAGCAGCGGCGCCUCCUCCUCACAGCCCCCCAGAGCAGCGGCGCCUCCUCCUCACAGCCCCCCAGAGCAGCGGCGCCGCUCCCUCACAGCCCCCCAGAGCAGCGGCGCCUCCUCCUCACUGCCCCCCAGAGCAGCGGCGCCUCUCCCUCACAGCCUUCCAGAGCAGCGGCGCCUCCUCCUCACAGCCCCCCAGAGCAGCGGCGCCUCUCUCUCACAGCCCCCCAGAGCAGCGGCGCCUCCUCCUCACAGCCCCCCAGAGCAGCGGCGCCUCCUCCUCACAACCCCCCAGAGCAGCGGCGCCUCCUCCUCACAGCCCCCCAGAGCAGCGGCGCCUCCUCCUCACAGCCCCCCAGAGCAGCGGCGCCGCUCCCUCACAGCCCCCCAGAGCAGCGGCGCCUCUCCCUCACAGCCCCCCAGAGCAGCGGCGCCUCCUCCUCACAGCCCCCCAGAGCAGCGGCGCCUCCUCCUCACAGCCCCCCAGAGCAGCGGCGCCUCCUCCUCACAGCCCCCCAGAGCAGCGGCGCCUCCUCCUCACAGCCCCCCAGAGCAGCGGCGCCGCUCCCUCACAGCCCCCCAGAGCAGCGGCGCCUCUCCCUCACAGCCCCCCAGAGCAGCGGCGCCUCCUCCUCACAACCCCCCAGAGCAGCGGCGCCUCCUCCUCACAGCCCCGCAGAGCAGCGGCGCCGCUCCCUCACAACCCCCCAGAGCAACGGCGCCUCUCCCUCACAGCCCCCCAGAGCAGCGGCACCUCCUCCUCACAAACCCCCCAGAGAAGCGGCGCCUCCUCCUCACAAACCCCCCAGAGCAGCGGCGCCUCCUCCUCACAACCCCCCAGAGCAGCGGCGCCUCUCUCUCACAGCCCCCCAGAGCAGCGGCGCCUCUCCCUCACAGCCCCCCAGAGCAGCGGCGCCUCCUCCUCACAGCCCCCCAGAGCAGCGGCGCCUCCUCCUCACAGCCCCCCAGAGCAGCGGCGCCUCUCUCUCACAGCCCCCCAGAGCAGCGGCGCCGCUCCCUCACAGCCCCCCAGAGCAGCGGCGCCUCCUCCUCACAGCCCCCCAGAGCAGCGGCGCCGCUCCCUCACAGCCCCCCAGAGCAGCGGCGCCUCCUCCUCACAGCCCCCCAGAGCAGCGGCGCCUCCUCCUCACAGCCCCCCAGAGCAGCGGCGCCUCCUCCUCACAACCCCCCAGAGCAGCGGCGCCGCUCCCUCACAGCCCCCCAGAGCAGCGGCGCCUCUCCCUCACAGCCCCCCAGAGCAGCGGCGCCUCCUCCUCACAGCCCCCCAGAGCAGCGGCGCCUCCUCCUCACAGCCCCCCAGAGCAGCGGCGCCUCCUCCUCACAGCCCCCCAGAGCAGCGGCGCCUCCUCCUCACAGCCCCCCAGAGCAGCGGCGCCUCCUCCUCACAGCCCCCCAGAGCAGCGGCGCCGCUCCCUCACAGCCCCCCAGAGCAGCGGCGCCUCUCCCUCACAGCCCCCCAGAGCAGCGGCGCCUCCUCCUCACAGCCCCGCAGAGCAGCGGCGCCUCCUCCUCACAGCCCCCCAGAGCAGCGGCGCCUCCUCCUCACAGCCCCCCAGAGCAGCGGCGCCUCCUCCUCACAGCCCCCCAGAGCAGCGGCGCCUCCUCCUCACAGCCCCCCAGAGCAGCGGCGCCGCUCCCUCACAGCCCCCCAGAGCAGCGGCGCCUCCUCCUCACAGCCCCCCAGAGCAGCGGCGCCGCUCCCUCACAGCCCCCCAGAGCAGCGGCGCCUCCUCCUCACAGCCCCCCAGAGCAGCGGCGCCUCCUCCUCACAGCCCCCCAGAGCAGCGGCGCCUCCUCCUCACAACCCCCCAGAGCAGCGGCGCCUCCUCCUCACAGCCCCCCAGAGCAGCGGCGCCUCCUCCUCACAGCCCCCCAGAGCAGCGGCGCCGCUCCCUCACAGCCCCCCAGAGCAGCGGCGCCUCUCCCUCACAGCCCCCCAGAGCAGCGGCGCCUCCUCCUCACAGCCCCCCAGAGCAGCGGCGCCUCCUCCUCACAGCCCCCCAGAGCAGCGGCGCCUCCUCCUCACAGCCCCCCAGAGCAGCGGCGCCUCCUCCUCACAGCCCCCCAGAGCAGCGGCGCCUCCUCCUCACAGCCCCCCAGAGCAGCGGCGCCGCUCCCUCACAGCCCCCCAGAGCAGCGGCGCCUCCUCCUCACUGCCCCCCAGAGCAGCGGCGCCUCUCCCUCACAGCCUUCCAGAGCAGCGGCGCCUCCUCCUCACAGCCCCCCAGAGCAGCGGCGCCUCUCUCUCACAGCCCCCCAGAGCAGCGGCGCCUCCUCCUCACAGCCCCCCAGAGCAGCGGCGCCUCCUCCUCACAACCCCCCAGAGCAGCGGCGCCUCCUCCUCACAGCCCCCCAGAGCAGCGGCGCCUCCUCCUCACAGCCCCCCAGAGCAGCGGCGCCGCUCCCUCACAGCCCCCCAGAGCAGCGGCGCCUCUCCCUCACAGCCCCCCAGAGCAGCGGCGCCUCCUCCUCACAGCCCCCCAGAGCAGCGGCGCCUCCUCCUCACAGCCCCCCAGAGCAGCGGCGCCUCCUCCUCACAGCCCCCCAGAGCAGCGGCGCCUCCUCCUCACAGCCCCCCAGAGCAGCGGCGCCGCUCCCUCACAGCCCCCCAGAGCAGCGGCGCCUCUCCCUCACAGCCCCCCAGAGCAGCGGCGCCUCUCCCUCACAGCCCCCCAGAGCAGCGGCGCCUCCUCCUCACAACCCCCCAGAGCAGCGGCGCCUCCUCCUCACAGCCCCGCAGAGCAGCGGCGCCGCUCCCUCACAACCCCCCAGAGCAACGGCGCCUCUCCCUCACAGCCCCCCAGAGCAGCGGCACCUCCUCCUCACAAACCCCCCAGAGCAGCGGCGCCUCCUCCUCACAAACCCCCCAGAGCAGCGGCGCCUCCUCCUCACAACCCCCCAGAGCAGCGGCGCCUCUCUCUCACAGCCCCCCAGAGCAGCGGCGCCUCUCCCUCACAGCCCCCCAGAGCAGCGGCGCCUCCUCCUCACAGCCCCCCAGAGCAGCGGCGCCUCCUCCUCACAGCCCCCCAGAGCAGCGGCGCCUCUCUCUCACAGCCCCCCAGAGCAGCGGCGCCGCUCCCUCACAGCCCCCCAGAGCAGCGGCGCCUCCUCCUCACAGCCCCCCAGAGCAGCGGCGCCGCUCCCUCACAGCCCCCCAGAGCAGCGGCGCCUCCUCCUCACAGCCCCCCAGAGCAGCGGCGCCUCCUCCUCACAGCCCCCCAGAGCAGCGGCGCCUCCUCCUCACAGCCCCCCAGAGCAGCGGCGCCGCUCCCUCACAGCCCCCCAGAGCAGCGGCGCCUCCUCCUCACUGCCCCCCAGAGCAGCGGCGCCUCUCCCUCACAGCCUUCCAGAGCAGCGGCGCCUCCUCCUCACAGCCCCCCAGAGCAGCGGCGCCUCUCUCUCACAGCCCCCCAGAGCAGCGGCGCCUCCUCCUCACAGCCCCCCAGAGCAGCGGCGCCUCCUCCUCACAACCCCCCAGAGCAGCGGCGCCUCCUCCUCACAGCCCCCCAGAGCAGCGGCGCCUCCUCCUCACAGCCCCCCAGAGCAGCGGCGCCGCUCCCUCACAGCCCCCCAGAGCAGCGGCGCCUCUCCCUCACAGCCCCCCAGAGCAGCGGCGCCUCCUCCUCACAGCCCCCCAGAGCAGCGGCGCCUCCUCCUCACAGCCCCCCAGAGCAGCGGCGCCUCCUCCUCACAGCCCCCCAGAGCAGCGGCGCCUCCUCCUCACAGCCCCCCAGAGCAGCGGCGCCGCUCCCUCACAGCCCCCCAGAGCAGCGGCGCCUCUCCCUCACAGCCCCCCAGAGCAGCGGCGCCUCUCCCUCACAGCCCCCCAGAGCAGCGGCGCCUCCUCCUCACAACCCCCCAGAGCAGCGGCGCCUCCUCCUCACAGCCCCGCAGAGCAGCGGCGCCGCUCCCUCACAACCCCCCAGAGCAACGGCGCCUCUCCCUCACAGCCCCCCAGAGCAGCGGCACCUCCUCCUCACAAACCCCCCAGAGCAGCGGCGCCUCCUCCUCACAAACCCCCCAGAGCAGCGGCGCCUCCUCCUCACAACCCCCCAGAGCAGCGGCGCCUCUCUCUCACAGCCCCCCAGAGCAGCGGCGCCUCUCCCUCACAGCCCCCCAGAGCAGCGGCGCCUCCUCCUCACAGCCCCCCAGAGCAGCGGCGCCUCCUCCUCACAGCCCCCCAGAGCAGCGGCGCCUCUCUCUCACAGCCCCCCAGAGCAGCGGCGCCGCUCCCUCACAGCCCCCCAGAGCAGCGGCGCCUCCUCCUCACAGCCCCCCAGAGCAGCGGCGCCGCUCCCUCACAGCCCCCCAGAGCAGCGGCGCCUCCUCCUCACUGCCCCCCAGAGCAGCGGCGCCUCUCCCUCACAGCCUUCCAGAGCAGCGGCGCCUCCUCCUCACAGCCCCCCAGAGCAGCGGCGCCUCUCUCUCACAGCCCCCCAGAGCAGCGGCGCCUCCUCCUCACAGCCCCCCAGAGCAGCGGCGCCUCCUCCUCACAACCCCCCAGAGCAGCGGCGCCUCCUCCUCACAGCCCCCCAGAGCAGCGGCGCCUCCUCCUCACAACCCCCCAGAGCAGCGGCGCCGCUCCCUCACAGCCCCCCAGAGCAGCGGCGCCUCUCCCUCACAGCCCCCCAGAGCAGCGGCGCCUCCUCCUCACAGCCCCCCAGAGCAGCGGCGCCUCCUCCUCACAGCCCCCCAGAGCAGCGGCGCCUCCUCCUCACAGCCCCCCAGAGCAGCGGCGCCUCCUCCUCACAGCCCCCCAGAGCAGCGGCGCCUCCUCCUCACAGCCCCCCAGAGCAGCGGCGCCGCUCCCUCACAGCCCCCCAGAGCAGCGGCGCCUCUCCCUCACAGCCCCCCAGAGCAGCGGCGCCUCCUCCUCACAGCCCCGCAGAGCAGCGGCGCCUCCUCCUCACAGCCCCCCAGAGCAGCGGCGCCUCCUCCUCACAGCCCCCCAGAGCAGCGGCGCCUCCUCCUCACAGCCCCCCAGAGCAGCGGCGCCUCCUCCUCACAGCCCCCCAGAGCAGCGGCGCCGCUCCCUCACAGCCCCCCAGAGCAGCGGCGCCUCCUCCUCACAGCCCCCCAGAGCAGCGGCGCCGCUCCCUCACAGCCCCCCAGAGCAGCGGCGCCUCCUCCUCACAGCCCCCCAGAGCAGCGGCGCCUCCUCCUCACAGCCCCCCAGAGCAGCGGCGCCUCCUCCUCACAACCCCCCAGAGCAGCGGCGCCUCCUCCUCACAGCCCCCCAGAGCAGCGGCGCCUCCUCCUCACAGCCCCCCAGAGCAGCGGCGCCGCUCCCUCACAGCCCCCCAGAGCAGCGGCGCCUCUCCCUCACAGCCCCCCAGAGCAGCGGCGCCUCCUCCUCACAGCCCCCCAGAGCAGCGGCGCCUCCUCCUCACAGCCCCCCAGAGCAGCGGCGCCUCCUCCUCACAGCCCCCCAGAGCAGCGGCGCCUCCUCCUCACAGCCCCCCAGAGCAGCGGCGCCUCCUCCUCACAACCCCCCAGAGCAGCGGCGCCGCUCCCUCACAGCCCCCCAGAGCAGCGGCGCCUCUCCCUCACAGCCCCCCAGAGCAGCGGCGCCUCCUCCUCACAGCCCCCCAGAGCAGCGGCGCCUCCUCCUCACAGCCCCCCAGAGCAGCGGCGCCUCCUCCUCACAGCCCCCCAGAGCAGCGGCGCCUCCUCCUCACAGCCCCCCAGAGCAGCGGCGCCUCCUCCUCACAGCCCCCCAGAGCAGCGGCGCCGCUCCCUCACAGCCCCCCAGAGCAGCGGCGCCUCUCCCUCACAGCCCCCCAGAGCAGCGGCGCCUCCUCCUCACAGCCCCGCAGAGCAGCGGCGCCUCCUCCUCACAGCCCCCCAGAGCAGCGGCGCCUCCUCCUCACAGCCCCCCAGAGCAGCGGCGCCUCCUCCUCACAGCCCCCCAGAGCAGCGGCGCCUCCUCCUCACAGCCCCCCAGAGCAGCGGCGCCGCUCCCUCACAGCCCCCCAGAGCAGCGGCGCCUCCUCCUCACAGCCCCCCAGAGCAGCGGCGCCGCUCCCUCACAGCCCCCCAGAGCAGCAACGCCUCCUCCUCACAGCCCCCCAGAGCAGCGGCGCCUCCUCCUCACAGCCCCCCAGAGCAGCGGCGCCUCCUCCUCACAACCCCCCAGAGCAGCGGCGCCUCCUCCUCACAGCCCCCCAGAGCAGCGGCGCCUCCUCCUCACAGCCCCCCAGAGCAGCGGCGCCGCUCCCUCACAGCCCCCCAGAGCAGCGGCGCCUCUCCCUCACAGCCCCCCAGAGCAGCGGCGCCUCCUCCUCACAGCCCCCCAGAGCAGCGGCGCCUCCUCCUCACAGCCCCCCAGAGCAGCGGCGCCUCCUCCUCACAGCCCCCCAGAGCAGCGGCGCCUCCUCCUCACAGCCCCCCAGAGCAGCGGCGCCUCCUCCUCACAGCCCCCCAGAGCAGCGGCGCCGCUCCCUCACAGCCCCCCAGAGCAGCGGCGCCUCCUCCUCACUGCCCCCCAGAGCAGCGGCGCCUCUCCCUCACAGCCUUCCAGAGCAGCGGCGCCUCCUCCUCACAGCCCCCCAGAGCAGCGGCGCCUCUCUCUCACAGCCCCCCAGAGCAGCGGCGCCUCCUCCUCACAGCCCCCCAGAGCAGCGGCGCCUCCUCCUCACAACCCCCCAGAGCAGCGGCGCCUCCUCCUCACAGCCCCCCAGAGCAGCGGCGCCUCCUCCUCACAGGCCCCCAGAGCAGCGGCACCGCUCCCUCACAGCCCCCCAGAGCAGCGGCGCCUCUCCCUCACAGCCCCCCAGAGCAGCGGCGCCUCCUCCUCACAGCCCCCCAGAGCAGCGGCGCCUCCUCCUCACAGCCCCCCAGAGCAGCGGCGCCUCCUCCUCACAGCCCCCCAGAGCAGCGGCGCCUCCUCCUCACAGCCCCCCAGAGCAGCGGCGCCGCUCCCUCACAGCCCCCCAGAGCAGCGGCGCCUCUCCCUCACAGCCCCCCAGAGCAGCGGCGCCUCUCCCUCACAGCCCCCCAGAGCAGCGGCGCCUCCUCCUCACAACCCCCCAGAGCAGCGGCGCCUCCUCCUCACAGCCCCGCAGAGCAGCGGCGCCGCUCCCUCACAACCCCCCAGAGCAACGGCGCCUCUCCCUCACAGCCCCCCAGAGCAGCGGCACCUCCUCCUCACAAACCCCCCAGAGCAGCGGCGCCUCCUCCUCACAAACCCCCCAGAGCAGCGGCGCCUCCUCCUCACAACCCCCCAGAGCAGCGGCGCCUCUCUCUCACAGCCCCCCAGAGCAGCGGCGCCUCUCCCUCACAGCCCCCCAGAGCAGCGGCGCCUCCUCCUCACAGCCCCCCAGAGCAGCGGCGCCUCCUCCUCACAGCCCCCCAGAGCAGCGGCGCCUCUCUCUCACAGCCCCCCAGAGCAGCGGCGCCGCUCCCUCACAGCCCCCCAGAGCAGCGGCGCCUCCUCCUCACAGCCCCCCAGAGCAGCGGCGCCGCUCCCUCACAGCCCCCCAGAGCAGCGGCGCCUCCUCCUCACAGCCCCCCAGAGCAGCGGCGCCUCCUCCUCACAGCCCCCCAGAGCAGCGGCGCCUCCUCCUCACAACCCCCCAGAGCAGCGGCGCCUCCUCCUCACAGCCCCCCAGAGCAGCGGCGCCUCCUCCUCACAGCCCCCCAGAGCAGCGGCGCCGCUCCCUCACAGCCCCCCAGAGCAGCGGCGCCUCUCCCUCACAGCCCCCCAGAGCAGCGGCGCCUCCUCCUCACAGCCCCCCAGAGCAGCGGCGCCUCCUCCUCACAGCCCCCCAGAGCAGCGGCGCCUCCUCCUCACAGCCCCCCAGAGCAGCGGCGCCUCCUCCUCACAGCCCCCCAGAGCAGCGGCGCCUCCUCCUCACAGCCCCCCAGAGCAGCGGCGCCGCUCCCUCACAGCCCCCCAGAGCAGCGGCGCCUCCUCCUCACAGCCCCCCAGAGCAGCGGCGCCGCUCCCUCACAGCCCCCCAGAGCAGCGGCGCCUCCUCCUCACAGCCCCCCAGAGCAGCGGCGCCUCCUCCUCACAGCCCCCCAGAGCAGCGGCGCCUCCUCCUCACAACCCCCCAGAGCAGCGGCGCCUCCUCCUCACAGCCCCCCAGAGCAGCGGCGCCUCCUCCUCACAGCCCCCCAGAGCAGCGGCGCCGCUCCCUCACAGCCCCCCAGAGCAGCGGCGCCUCUCCCUCACAGCCCCCCAGAGCAGCGGCGCCUCCUCCUCACAGCCCCCCAGAGCAGCGGCGCCUCCUCCUCACAGCCCCCCAGAGCAGCGGCGCCUCCUCCUCACAGCCCCCCAGAGCAGCGGCGCCUCCUCCUCACAGCCCCCCAGAGCAGCGGCGCCGCUCCCUCACAGCCCCCCAGAGCAGCGGCGCCUCCUCCUCACAACCCCCCAGAGCAACGGCUCCUCUCCCUCAUCUCCAUGCCAAGUGCCCAACAUGAGUGUGACUGAGCUGCACCAGCUGCUAAAACUACCCUCUCACUUGUUCCCCUGCGCCAUUCAUUCCCCCCUGUUCUCCCCAUCCCCAUGCCCAUUCCUCCCUCCGCCAGUGGAGAGGGAGGAGGAAGGGAAUCGGGGGGAGGAGGAGGGAGUUGGCAAACGGCGGGCAGCGGGUGGUGGUGGUGGAUAUGCGCACGGAGGAAGAGACAACGUGCCAAUGAUUUCUGAGUCGACUCAAAAGUCAAGGCGGGUGGUGGUGGUGGGUACUCGCACAGAGGAGGAAGCAGAGGUGACUUCUGAGUCAACUCAAAGGUCACCUCGGCGGGUGGUGCUGGUGGUACUCUUCCAAUUACGAGGUGGUGGCAGCUCGUAA